GGCGGGGCGGCGAGGGUGACAUGUGAGCAGCGCGCCCGGGCAGGUGGAAAGGCGAGCGGCAUGGAGCGCGUAAUAAGAGAGUUGGAGUCGGAAAGAGCCGCCCCAGUCGCCGGGGAAGCGGGCGGUCAGCGCGGGUUCCGGCGGCCCCCAGCCUCCGAGCGCCCGCCCCCGGCCCCGGCGAGGCCCCUGCCCGGACCCUAGCCCCCCGCUGCCUGCGCCCUCCCCGGGCCGCCGCGCCGGCCUCGGGUCCGAGCCAUGUGCCGCUAAGCGCCGCCGCGCGCGCCCCCGCCCUGACCGGCCCCGGCCCCGGCCCCCCGUCCGGCGCCUCCCAUGGCCGAGGCCCCCCCGCGCCGCCUCGGCCUGGCCCCCCCGCCCGGGGACGCCCCCCGCGCCGAGCUGGUGGCUCUCACGGCCGUGCAGAGCGAGCAGGGCGAGGCGGGCGGGGGCGGCUCCCCGCGCCGCCUGGGCCUCCUGGGCAGCCCCCUGCCUCCGGGGGCGCCCCUCCCGGGGCCGGGCUCCGGCUCGGGCUCCGCCUGCGGCCAGCGCUCCUCGGCCUCCCAGAAGCGCUACCGCCGCCUGCAGAACUGGGUCUACAACGUGCUGGAGCGACCCCGCGGCUGGGCCUUCGUCUACCACGUCUUCAUAUUUUUGCUGGUGUUCACCUGCCUGGUGUUGUCCGUGCUGUCCACUAUCCAGGAGCACCAGGAACUUGCCAAUGAGUGUCUCCUCAUCCUGGAAUUUGUGAUGAUCGUGGUGUUUGGCCUGGAGUACAUCAUCCGUGUCUGGUCGGCGGGAUGCUGCUGCCGCUACCGAGGAUGGCAGGGCCGCUUCCGCUUUGCCAGAAAACCCUUCUGUGUCAUAGACUUCAUCGUGUUCGUGGCCUCGGUGGCCGUCAUCGCCGCGGGCACGCAGGGCAACAUCUUCGCCACGUCCGCGCUGCGCAGCAUGCGCUUCCUGCAGAUCCUGCGCAUGGUGCGCAUGGACCGCCGCGGCGGCACCUGGAAGCUGCUGGGCUCCGUGGUCAUGGCGCACAGCAAGGAGCUGAUCACCGCCUGGUACAUCGGGUUCCUGGUGCUCAUCUUCGCCUCCUUCCUGGUCUAUCUGGCCGAGAAGGAUGCCAACUCAGACUUCUCCUCCUACGCCGACUCGCUUUGGUGGGGCACGAUCACCCUGACAACCAUCGGCUAUGGUGACAAGACGCCUCACACGUGGCUGGGCAGGGUCCUGGCUGCCGGCUUCGCCUUACUGGGCAUCUCCUUCUUUGCCUUGCCUGCCGGCAUCCUGGGCUCUGGCUUUGCUCUGAAGGUGCAGGAGCAGCAUCGGCAGAAGCACUUUGAGAAGCGGAGGAUGCCAGCAGCCAACCUCAUUCAGGCUGCAUGGCGCCUGUACUCCACUGACAGGAACCGGGCUUACCUGACGGCCACCUGGUACUACUAUGACAGUAUUCUCCCGUCCUUCAGAGAGCUGGCCCUCUUGUUUGAGCACGUGCAACGGGCCCGCAAUGGGGGCCUACGGCCCCUGGAGGUGCGGCGGGCGCCAGUACCCGACGGAGCGCCCUCCCGUUACCCGCCCGUUGCCACCUGCCACCGGCCGGGCAGCGCCUCCUUCUGCCCUGGGGAAAGCCAGAUGUUUAGUAAUAAACGGAGUUUCUUUCGGAUCCACGCCAGCUGGAGACCGAGCAGCCGAAUGGGCAUCAAAGACCGCAUCCGCAUCGGCAGCUCCCAGCGGCGGACGGGCCCCUCCAAGCAGCACCUGGCACCGCCGUCGAUGGCCACAUCCCCAAGCAGCGAGCAGGUGGGUGAGGCCACCAGCCCCACCAAGGUCCAGAAGAGCUGGAGCUUCAAUGACCGCACCCGCUUCCGGGCCUCUCUGAGACUCAAACCCCGCUCUUCUGCUGAGGAGGGCCCCUCCGAGGAAGUGGCAGAGGAGAAGAGCUAUCAGUGUGAGCUCACGGUGGAUGACGUCAUGCCUGCGGUGAAGACGGUCAUCCGCUCUGUCAGGAUCCUGAAGUUCCUGGUGGCCAAACGGAAAUUCAAGGAGACGCUGCGACCGUACGACGUGAAGGACGUCAUAGAGCAGUACUCAGCAGGGCACCUGGACAUGCUGGGUCGGAUCAAGAGCCUGCAGACCCGGGUGGACCAGAUUGUGGGCAGGUGCCCCGGGGACCGAAAAGCCCGGGAGAAGGGCGACAAGGGGCCCUCGGACACGGAGGCGGCGGAUGAGAUCAGCAUGAUGGGCCGCGUGGUCAAGGUGGAGAAGCAGGUGCAGUCCAUCGAGCACAAGCUGGACCUGCUUCUGGGCUUCUACUCGAGGUGCCUGCGCUCCGGCACCUCGGCCAGCCUGGGCACCGUGCAAGUGCCGCUGCUGGACCCCGACAUCACCUCGGACUACCACAGCCCCGUGGACCACGAGGACAUCUCCGUCUCCGCGCAGACGCUCAGCAUCUCCCGCUCGGUCAGCACCAACAUGGACUGAGGGGCUUCUCGGCGUCGGGACGCACCCGGCCGGCCCCGCGGCCUGGCGCUCGGACCCGCCCCCGCAGGCCUGGGGGCUCCGCUCUUACUUGAACCCGCCCCUCCGCGGGGAGAGAGGCCACGCGCAGUGCUGAGCUGCCCCGGUGGGCCAGCUGCGGGCUGCGGGCCCCGCCUCAGGAGCGUGAGAUGCCAGGCCGCACAGAGGGCAGCAGCGGCGCUGCCCCGCGACCUCCGCCCCCGUGCCCUGCCCGUUCCAUCAAGGCCCAACCUGCCCGUGGCAGGGGCGCUGCUCGGAGCGUGGGAGCGGGUCGCUGGGGCUCUGGGUCUUGAACCAGCUUCCAGCUAUGCAAGGUGAGGUGUCUCGGCCCCGCCCUUCGGACAGAGCAGGGAAGCCCUCCCGCCAAGUCCCCGCCCCCUUAGGGGCGGGCCCAAGGUGCCCUCACAGGUACCCACAAGCACAGGACCUUGCCCUAAGGCAGGUGGGCACCAUAUAUGCAAACUAUAUUAAAUAUGCAACUCUGGGGACCCCCAUGGGGUCCCUCUGCCCAUCUCUCAUUGGGAGAUGGGCCCCCAGCACUAGCUGGUCUCAGGCUGCUUGGCCAUGGUCCCCAUUUCCACUCUGGCUUAUCACUCCCUCCCCACCCAGCAUGGGGCCUGUUUCUCCCUCACCCCCUCUCCAAGAGCAACAUCUGGGCCUCUCUUCCCCUUGCAGUGUCCCCUCCCCGGAGCACCCUCUUCCUGCCAGGUGUCCACUCCUCUCUCUGGCCCUCCACUCCCAUUCGACAGCCCACGUUUCUGUGUUCUCCCCCAAACCUCCCACAGACAAUGCUCCCACGUUACACGAACAUGUCUCUUUCGUUUCCCCAGAUGUGCAGAAAGUCUCUUAUACUCACACGGACACACAAUGACACUCACGGAGACAUUAGCACAAGAGCCACUUAGCCUUCCUGGGGCCUCUGCAGCUGAUGCCAGUGGACUGUCCUUGCAGGAUGAUGUCCACUAAGUGGUGCCCCCCACUCCAUCCAGGUAGGAAGGGAGCAUUGAAGUGACCCCAGGCGUCUCUAGGCCCCACCCCAGAGCUUUACCAGAAAGCUCUCCUUUCUCAAGAAGAUCUACUCCUCACUGGUCCAGGAGCCCUAACUGCUGCCUCUGCCUCGACGUCCCUACAGCACAACUCAGGCCUAGGCCUCUGGGGCCUGGAUAGCACUGGGAAGACCCCAGGCUUCUCCCCAGAUGGUUAUCAGGCCCGCUUCUAUCUAGGCUUGCUGCCUUCUUAGUCACUGUAACUCCCAGAGAGAAAAAUAAUGCACCUAGCAAUCACCAUUGCUCAGGCACCAACUGUGCAUCCAGCACUAACAUGCACUGUUUCCCCUCCUUCCACACCCCACUGUCCACUUUAAUUGGCAGCCCCUAUACUGGCAUACACCCCCAUCCACUCCAGGCCCCCAGCAUCUCUUUGGUAUCCCUACUCUUUGUCCCUCUUCUGCAAAGCUAUUGCAGGUGGCGAGAGAGUGGUAUGUAGGGGGACCCUCUACGGGGUACCAGUGAACAAGGGGCUCAGGCCCAGCCACCUGCACCCCAUGACUGGGGACCUGCAUGCACCAGCGCCAGGGCUGGGGUUGGAUCUUGCUCAGCCCCAUGGUGCCCAGCCUUUGCCCAACAUGCCCUCUGCAUGUCACCAUCAUGCCCUGGAUGGAGCCUGUCCUGGCUAACCUCACCUGCACUGCACUGUCCCAGAGAGCCAUCCCUUGGCCCCUCAGAGACAGAGCUGUGGAGAGGGGCAGGAGAAUGAGAUUACCCUCUGACUAAGGAGACUGGGGAAGAAGCCCUCGCUCCUUCCGCAAUCAAGGUUCUCCACCAAACCGGUUCUCAGAUAUGCAAGUACCUCACUUUGUUAACUUAUUAACUUAUUGGUUUCAUUAAAGUUUUCUGUAGGAUGUGGUUGGC
This is a messenger RNA of Pipistrellus kuhlii (Kuhl's pipistrelle), 4421 nucleotides long. It is a transcript of the gene KCNQ4, whose product is annotated as potassium voltage-gated channel subfamily Q member 4. The transcript has 15 exons. Gene Ontology annotation, molecular function: voltage-gated potassium channel activity. Gene Ontology annotation, cellular component: membrane. Gene Ontology annotation, biological process: transmembrane transport; potassium ion transport. The record is from RefSeq and is a predicted model, not a curated record. The coding region runs from base 331 to 2475 and encodes 714 amino acids. NCBI's taxonomy places the organism in Eukaryota, Metazoa, Chordata, Mammalia, Chiroptera, Vespertilionidae.